GCCAAGGGAAAGGGAGCGUGCGCGCUGGAGGCCUCCGCCCUUCCGAGACGUCGCUGCGCGCGUGCGCGUCGGUUGCGUCACGCAGUGGCGGGCUCGUCUGAAUCCGGAACGGGGACGGAGGACCGGAGUGUGCGAGCGGAGGUCAGUCCGUGGGCCGCUCCUCUCGUCCUCAUCCCGUUCGCCCUCGCGGGACGUGGAAACGGCCUUUCUCCGCCAUCCCCCCUCCGAAUGGCGUCCGUCGUUGUUGGGUCACUGAAAGGCCCAGGGAGCGGGUUGAGAGUUGGGCUCGGGCUUCCCGGCCUACCUGAGAGAGAGGGAGAGACUAAGGAAUAAGGAGCUGCUCGCGAGGCCUCCUGUUCUGGCGGCCUCCGUAUGCUUUUGCCUCUGCUGUUUGCUUAUUGCGGUUUAUACGCCGCCUUUCUUCCCCGAGCAGCCCAGGGAAAGCGCAGUUAACAAAGCAAAAACACGCUGAAACGAUUUAGGCGCUCUAAAAACAGAGGCAGGGUUAAAAACAAACACGCGAAAGCAGAUACAGUUGAAAACUGUUACGUGGCAGUUCGCCAAUAAAAUGUGAAUACAAAAUGGGGGGAGGUGGGUUAAGCGCAAGCCCACUCCAAAGCGAGUGGGCGAACCUAUCCGGUGUUACAGUAGUGGUGGUAGCCUCCUGUGUGACCGUAAGGUUGUAGCAGUAAGAUGAAAUCGUGGUUUACAAAAAAAUUACAUCACUGAAGUUGCAUAACUCCAGCAUUAGGUACUUCCUGUUUUGAUAGGAGCAUUGACUGAUGUGCGCCAUGGCCAUGCAAUUGCAACGUGAGGAAGAUGAAAGUCUGGAAACAUCAACAGAGGAGGGACGCUUUGGUCCUCAGCCCAUUUCGCGGCUAGAGGUAUGUGACCAAUGGGGAACUUAAGGUUAUAAAAUGCACGCUUGUGAUUAAAUGUCUAAAGUGGCCCAAACUUUCUGUAACUGAAUCUUUAAAAUGUUGAAGUAUAAUAUUCAUUGCAAUUGCUCAUAUCAUUUUUAAUAAAAUAUACACAGGCACAGAUAUACACAGCAAUAUGUACCUCAGAGACCUGCUUUUUGCCAGUGACAGCUUUAUUAAAACUUUACUGAAAGUUGUUUAUCUGAUCAGUCUAUGAAGGAAUGAAAAUAUAGCAAUUUUAAAAUCAAUUGUAUACAACUCUAAAAUGUAAUGUUUUUAGAAGCAAUAUUUGCAUGAAGUGAGAUCGUUAACACUUAAAGCAGAACCCCAUGUGUGUCUACCGCACCUGUUGAGUUCAAUGCUACUUACUGCCAGAGAAGUACAAAAUUAUGUUAAAAUGUGAUAAGCUGCAACUGAAGUGAUUUAUUCAAGAAUCUAAUGUUUCAUACUGAAUAAUAUAUAUUGUCUUGUAUAGCAAUGUGGUAUUAAUGCAAAUGAUGUGAAGAAGUUAGAAGAAGCUGGAUUUCACACAGUUGAAGCUGUCGCCUAUGCACCAAAGAAGGAAUUGCUCAAUAUUAAAGGCAUAAGUGAAGCUAAAGCAGAUAAAAUCCUGGUAAUUAUACUUAACGCUGUUAUAUAUAUAUAUAUAUAUUGUUUUCAAGAGGCUAUGGGAAUACAAUGCUCUUUGAAAGUUUUUCAAGUAAGAGAUGAAUGAUACUUUUUCUAUGUUUUAUUAUAGUAUAGUUUGGAGUAAACAGUCUUAGCAACAAAAAGAGUGGGAGUUUUAAUAUAGGGAUGCAGGUGUUUAUUACUCAGUCUUUUGAUCUUAUCGUGUUUCUCAGGCAGAAGCAGCAAAAUUGGUACCAAUGGGAUUCACCACAGCUACAGAGUUUCACCAGCAGAGGUCAGAGAUCAUUCAAAUCACAACUGGGUCCAAAGAACUUGAUAAGCUGCUUCAAGGUAUAUAUAUUGAUUUUUUUAACAUAAUUUUAUCACACAUUAUAAAUACAAAACCAAAUGUGGAAUAGUUACUAUAGGCAUACAUAUAAAAUGCAUAUUUAAGUGUUCAUGGGCUGCCUUUCAGGGCACAGCCUUCAUAAGUUGGUGUAGAGAGCUAGCUAAUAUAUAUAAAGGUACAUUAUAAAGAUCAUAACAAACACUCAGGCAGCAGCUUAUAAAGUAAGAUAUGCACAUAGCUCACUUACAUAGCUUCAAAGUGCUAUGUAGGCUGGAUCCUUAUAGACACUUCACCUGAGAGUAUGUCCUGUUGAAAUCAAUUGAGCUUCUGAGUAAACAUGCCUCCUUAAAUACUAGGGCUAUCUGUAUCCCUGCUUCACAAAACAUUUUUAAUUUGUUCAUCAUACAUCACAUUCCAUAGCUGGGAAACCAGUUCAAAAAUAAUUUCAACAGUAACUUCACAAAGAAAUGUACAUCUAGUUGUUGAAUAGUACUAAAUACUUUUUCUUCCCAUUUUAUUAUUAAAAAGUGGCUGUUAUAUAAUUUACUUGUCAUUUAAGAACUUUAAUCUAAAUUCUGUCCUCAAGAGUUCUGUGAUACUCUGAUAUCUGCUGUUUAUAUGAUUAUUGAUAAGAAUCUGAAGUAUGUUGCAUUUCUUUCUUGUAAAGGAGGAAUAGAAACUGGGUCUAUUACAGAGAUGUUUGGGGAAUUCCGCACGGGAAAGACUCAGUUGUGUCUCACACUGGCAGUAACCUGCCAGGUAAGUGGCUUACAUAAAUACUGGACAAAAAAAUUAAACUAUCCCCCCUUGUUUCAUGCAUUUUUUAAGGAAUUGAAGUAUAAUUUGCACGAUUAGAAUGCAUGCGAUCUUGUGAUACUGAAGGCUGAGCUGGACAUUUAGCAGACCUAGAUUUGAAACUUUAGGCACCCCUGAGCUAAGGCACCCCUGCAAAGAGAUGGGAGGAAGUGCAGUCUGCAGAAAGAGAAUGCUUGAUUAACUCUUCUUAAAACGUCUGUUCACUGUGAUGUGGCAAAUGCAUCCAGCACACUUUUAGAUAAAGUAGCUAAUAGGAAUGAGGAUUAUAGGGGGGGGGGUUCCAGGGUGCAAAACAUACCCUUCCUCACUUCCUUGCAGUGUUUCCUAAUCACAGAAACUUCCAGGUCUUGAUCUUUCUUCAAAUGGAUAGUUCAGCUUUCAACUUCCAGGAUAAGCACACCCUAACACUAUUCCUAUCCCCUGGAGAUGAUACUUCUCAAAUAAGGGUUGUGGAGCAGGGCUUCUUAACCAAUUUUAAUCAGUGUGUGAGUUUACCUGGUUAAGUCUGUCCCAUAAGAUUUGUUAAAUAACUUAUUUAAGGUUGAAAAUUGACUGUUCAUAUGUUGGGUAUAUUUUUUAUUUGCAGCUUUGCCAUCCUCUAAUGUUUCCCUUAGACUUGCCUCUCAUAUGCGUUCAUCUUCUAAUAUACCUUUUUCCUCACUAUCUUUCUCACUGUCCUUGUAAAAAAAUUAAAAAAAUCUGAGCAUUGCUGGCAAAAUCACUAGUGUUUACUUUUGUCUCCCAGAUGUUCUAGAAUUGCAAACAUUUUUUUUCCCUGUUCCUGCAUGAUCCUGAGAUAAUACUUUAAUUAAACAUAUGAAGUUGUAUGCACAUUAUAGAAAGAUGCUCUUAGGUUUAAGUUUCCCAGAGAUCAAAACGUUUUUGUGACUAAUUGGAUUCCCACCCUUUUUUUGUUAGCUCCCUGUUGAUCGAGGCGGUGCUGAAGGGAAGGCCAUGUACAUUGACACAGAGGGCACAUUUCGUCCAGAGCGAUUGCUUGCUGUGGCUGAGAGGUCUGUUGUUGGAAUAAUUGGUGUUGCAUCCAGAGUUCUGUAGAAGAUUGUAUAACAAUACUGCCAUCUACUGACAGUUGAUGAAAUAAAUGCAUGGUACUCAGUAUUAAGUCCAUAGUGAUCUUGAUUUAUUGUUAAACAUUUCCCACUGAAAGUGACAUAUCAUUUGCUCGAGUCAAACCUGUUUAAUAGAUUUUUAUUCCAUUUUUUAGAUGAAUCUCCUCACAAAGGGACAAGCAUAACACUAACAAUACUAAAGCACAAUUUAAAACUUUUAUAACACCUCAGAACAUUACAAAUAGCCACUACAUUAAAACCACAGUCUACCCAGCACAGUCAUAGAAACAGAAUUAAUUAGAUUAAAUGUGAGAAUAUGCUAUUUGAAAAAGAAAACUAUUUGAAAAGUCACACAGAUUUGGCUACAUGCUUCUACAAAAAUGGACUUGGAGAAGUGAUAGUUACAUUAAUUAACAUGAUAGUUACAUUGCUUCCUGGGCAAACUUGAAAAGCUUGAAUUUUCUUUAAAGGGGAUUGAAUAAAAGUGCACAUUUGUAAGCUUGAAUGCAACAAAGAGAAAUCUGACAAAAUUAUCUCUGGUACGUCACUUGCAGAGAGCAGCAGGAAGGGUAAUAAAGAAAAGCUGUUCAAUAUACAGUGGUACCUCAGGUUACAUAUGCUUCAGGUUACAGACUCGGCUAACCCAGAAAUAGUGCUUCAGGUUAAGAACUUUGCUUCAGGAUGAGAACAGAAAUCGGGCUCUGGCGACGCGGCAGCAGCAGGAGGCCCCAUUAGCUAAAGUGGUGCUUCAGGUUAAGAACAGUUUCAGGUUAAGAAUGGACCUCCGGAACAAAUUAAGUACUUAACCUGAGGUACCACUGUAAAUGCAACGUAUAACAUGGAAGUACUUUUUUUAAAAGCAAAGUUUGCUUUAUUAAGAGUUCUUUUUAUCCAAAGUACAAUAUGGUGGAAAUGGUGUGGGGGAGAAGUAGCAAUAGAUACUCUUUGUCAAGCAAGCUUUGAUUAGAUUUAUUUAAAGGUGUCUUAUAAUGCCUCCCACUUUGUUACACAGAAUCACAUUCUCUUUUGUUUGGUUUAUUUUCUAGGUAUGGCUUAUCUGGCAGUGAUGUGCUUGAUAAUGUGGCAUAUGCACGAGGAUUUAACACAGACCAUCAGACCCAGCUUCUUUACCAAGCAUCUGCUAUGAUGACUGAAUCAAGGUAACCUCAAUAGAGGGGACUUUAUUCUUUAAGAAAGUGUAUCUACUAAGCCCAACUCCAACUGACAGAGCAGACGAAUACCAUGGUAAAGGCAAUGACCAAUUGACUUGCAACUGCACACAUCGUGGCAACCUGGAUAUGGGCAGAAGAGGGGGUGGGGUGGGCUUAUGUGACCUGCCAACACACACAGGGCUCAGGAAUGUAACCCCCAUUCAAAUUCACCAUUGCCUGUAGUAUCAGAAGCUGCUGAUUGGGGCUGAACUAAUAGUGUUGAGUAGAACUAAUAGAAUUGCACUCUCACCCUCCAGAUGCAGACCUUAGUCAUGUACCAGAGGCACUCAAGGUUGUGUUUCUAUUUUAAAACAGGGUAGGGUCCGGACUAGAAUGGGUCUAAGGCAGAGGUUUUCAACCUUUUUGAGUCCAUGGCUCCCUUGACCAACUACAUUUGUUCUGUGUCACCCCUGUGGGGCUCAGGAGCCCACUUAUAUCAACCCUUGCCUGCAGAGCUAGCAGACCCUCACCGCUUUUCAAACACCCUCUCUUGUGGAGUGUUGCCUCAGCCUCCUCUCUUGUCCCCUCUCCUUGGGAGUCCUCCGGGCAGUCACUGCUGCCCCCAAGAGAGGUGCUUCCUCAUCACUGCCCCACAGGGGCUUGGGACUUGUCUGUCCAUUCCCAACAGCAAGGGCUGGCGGACUGGCUGGCUGGGCUCCCUAGUCUGCUUGCUUACUCCGAGACCACCUCAGCUCCUGGCAACCAGCACCCCGACCAGCCCCAGAGGCACCAUUCACCUGGGGAGCUUGUAGCCAGGGCUGCUUCAACAAACAGUUGUGCAAGCCUUUGGGAGGCAGAGACGCGACAGGGCAUCAGAGGGAAGGAAAGAGGGACUGAGGCCAUUGUUACCCACAGCACCCCUGACCAUCAUUCAAGGCAUCCCAAGGUGCAGUGGCACACUGGUUGAAAACCACUGGUCUAAGAAAUCAGUUGAGGACACUCUGGAACAGCAUAGAAAGUAGUACUGGGGGCUGCAUGAGGAAAGGGGGAGAAUUGGCAAACCAAUUUUCUUCACAAAUGAAAGAAUGUGUAUUAUUCAAAAACAAGGUUAACUGGCAAACAAAACUUUUAGAAUAACUAAGAAUCAAAGCAUGGGACGCGGGUGGCGCUGUGGGUUAAACCACAGAGCCUAGGACUUGCCAAUCAGAAGGUCGGCAGUUCGAAUCCCCGCAAUGGGGUGAGCUCCCGUUGCUCGGUCCCUGCUCCUGCCAACCUAGCAGUUCGAGAACACGUCAAAGUGCAAGUAGAUAAAUAGGUACCGCUCCGGCGGGAAGGUAAACGGUGUUUCCGUGCACUGCUCUGGUUCGCCAGAAGCAGCUCAGUCAUGCUGGCCACAUGGCCCAGAAGCUGUACACCGGCUCCCUCGGCCAAUAAAGCGAGAUGAGCGCCGCAACCCCAGAGUCGGCCACGACUGGACGUAAUGGUCAGGGGUCCCUUUACCUUUAAGAACCAAAGCAGUUUCUAUUAAAUAAGAUUAUUGAAGGUAUACCUUGGUGGAGACACACGGUUAUUGAACUCCCUCUCCCUAAAAUGGAGUUUCACCAGUGUUCUCCUGCUCUGCCCCCAUUUUUCUUUGACAUAUAUAACUGCAUCUAUUUUUUAAGCUGGCUUUUAAGAUCUGAUCUGCAGUUCUUCUUAAACCUAGUGUAUUUGUUCUAUUUUUAUUGCUCUGAUUUAUUAUUAUUGUUUCCGUUUUUAACUAAAUGAUUUUUACUCUGGUUUUAUUGUAUUUUUGUUGUAAGAUGCUUUAGAUAUAAAUAGAAGAGCUGAGUUUGCAUCAAAUAAGGGUAAAUACAAAGUUAGAAAGCUGUUUUUAUGGGGGGAAUAUUUAAUAACACUUACAUUUGCUUUCUAAAUAACUAUUUUAACUAAGUGGCUCACUUGCGCAAAAAACCUCUUCUCAUGCAAAUGUGAUUCCCCUUACCCACCCCCAGUCACCACCUCACCUUUUCCAGAGGGUUGGGGGACUCAGAAGCAAAUUGCUGGGGGAGGAAGAGGAAGUCCCAAAACAUCCAUUAGUGUGGCACUGGAUCUUACAGAACUUACUGUAUUUAGUUAAAAUAGUUCUUUAGAACGUUGCCAGCUGAUUUGUCAGUAAGCCACAUUCUAAGCAGCAAAAUAGAUAACACCCCUUACUACCACUGACAAGAUGAAUUCUAAGUUGGCCAUUUCCUUCUCUCCCAAAUAUUUCAUGGAACAAUGAUACCUGUUUUACAGAAAGAAAACUACAGGUAUUGAUCCUGAUAUUGCUUAGCCAAUUACAAGAACUUGUUUCAUCUUUUAUAGUUUUAAAGUAGUAUUACCAUAAGGGAAGAUGAUGGAUUAUCAUCAGUAAGAAUUUCUGCUAAACACUAAGGUUUUAGAAUUUAGUGAAUACAAAGAGAGAAAACAGGAUGGCAUUUGAGCUUGAGUUUGUUUCAACCAAAUAUGAUUUUAGGUAAAGAUUGGUUGGUUACAGAUACAUCUUUUCUCUGACAGAUAAUUAGUUGUUCCGUUGAAUUUGCUUAAGGACAGGCCAAGCUGCACACAAAAGUAAGAUUAAUCUCUUCAAGCCAGGAGUGGAAAUCUAUUCAUAGUAAUGCCCAUCUGUUGCAUUCUUUCAGGUAUGCUUUGCUGAUAGUGGACAGUGCUACAGCCCUUUACCGGACAGAUUACUCUGGCCGUGGUGAACUGUCAGCCAGACAGAUGCAUUUGGCCAGAUUUCUACGUAUGUUGCUUCGAAUUGCAGAUGAGGUAAAUUAAUAAUCUGACCUACAUGUCAUUUUUGUUCCAGUUGCAAAGUUCAGGGCAAGUGUUUCUGGACACGCUUAUACUGGUGAAUAGGAACAGACAACUGGAAAAUAUUUUUACAUCAAAGAAAUUAAAAAUGAUCACAUGUUUUUUUUCUAUGGCAGUUUGGUGUGGCAGUAGUCAUCACGAACCAGGUGGUAGCACAAGUAGAUGGAGCUGCAAUGUUUGCUGCAGAUCCCAAGAAACCUAUUGGAGGAAAUAUCAUUGCACAUGCUUCAACAACUAGGUAAAAUGUCAAAUUAUUAGUCUCUUGUCUGCAUUACUUUUUCAGGUUAUCCUUUGACCAAGUGUGAAAUGUUUAUAUGGUUGGAGGUCUAUAUGUGGAGCUUAGUAGUUUCAUUCUUGGAGCAAGAACAGAUUUUGUUCUUCAGACAGAAUUCGAAGGUUGAUAUCAUCAUCAUUUUCAGUUUGUGCCCUAGCUCAAAGCAGCUGACAGCUUUAACAAAACGUAAGAUACAUUGAAACAUGAUGGCUUAAAGGUAUAAAGCCACAAACUAAUUCCUAAAAAUGGCCAGAUUUGUAUCAAGUGUACCUUAAAAGAACAAAAAAAAAAAUCCCGAGCUCAAGGAUAGCCAGAAUUGAGUGACUUUGUGCCAACCAGCCAUCUCAAUAGGUUUAUAGAGGACAUCAGCUGAGAACUGGUUGAUGGACAGUUAUGAUAGGAAAAUAAGGGAGGGGCACACUCUUCAAACAGUGUUGGGUCUGUUAAAUUGAUUUAUGGUGAAACUUGAUGGUAGGGAUUGUGAAUAGUAGUAGAGAUGCAGUGCAAACUAGAAGCACUGGGAGUCGUGUGCUUCCAGUAACCCUUUCUCAUCAGUAGGUGGCCUGUGUUAGUCUUUUCUCACUAUGUCUCUAAAACAGCUUUCAGAGAGCACUUUGCAGAUAUAGCCUCACCGUUAUGAAGACAGAAAAGCAGUUGCUGAGUGUGAAUGUGAUAGAAAGGCCUCACAGUUGACUUGCCAGAUGGUAUUGAUGAAGGCGUUUAUGAGAAAUUAAUAUAAACAUAAAUGCAAUUAUUACUAGGAAGUUGCUCCACCAUGCCACCUGAUGCAAGCUAGGGUGGUCCUAUGAUUUGGAAGCAAACAGGGCCACCCAAAAUGAAGGUAGUGGUUUUUGCAUUCUUGAGGCAACUCCCUAGGUAUGCAGAAGUAUAUUAGUUUGCCAACUAAAAGAAAUAUUUGUAAACAUAAACCAAUGAACAGUUUUCAGGGCCUAUAGAAUGUUAAGGGCAAUUGAAUUCUGAAAGUGACCAUUGAAAUAGAUACAAGUAAAAGAAAAAUGGAGGGAAGGAAUUGGGCUGCUUCAGCCCUUAGGACUGCAGGAGGAGAAUGUAUGUCAUGUCAUUCUUUCACUAAAAAGGGAAGCAAGGCAAAAGAACAUCUACACCCCACCCCACCAAUCUCAUUCCCCAGAACCCCUCAGCAAUAAAACACUGGUUUCAUGCUGGCUGCUAGCCUUGAACUAGUGUUCUUCAGCACAUUAUAGCGCAACAAGAGAAGGUUUCAGAAAAGUGGAGGAGAAAAAAAAGUGUCCUUUUUCCUUUUACACAUCAUGAAAGCCCCCAACCCACUACCCUAAAGCACUAUGAGGUUCCAGGCUGAAGGAGUUCUCCUGUAAGUGGCUGGAGAUGUGCUGUAACAUUCUACUGUGAAUCCCCAUUUGCUUGUCUGGGGUUGGGAGGAGCUACCUUUCAUGGUCUCCUUAACUGUCCUGUUCCAAAAUAACUUCUGAUUAAGUUAUUAUGAAGCAGGCUAGCUGACCAGGGAGCAGUGAGACACAAACUGCUGUGGAUUAUUGAAUAUGAUAAGACUGCACAGUUGGAUGUUGCGUCAUAUAUCAAUCUCUACUUGAAAGAUAAAAUUUGCAUGUUGAAUGUAACUCAGCAUUUGUACAUGCCUGCAAAUUGCCCCUCACCUAACUGCCUGUAGAAAGAAAGAAUUGUCCCCCGUUCUCUUUUCUAGCCUUAAGUUCUAGAAGACAUCAGGUUGCUUCACCCCCUCAAAGAGGAAAUAAAUAGACCUGAGUCUAUAGACCUCAAUUCCUGUUGUUCCUCUGCUCAGUUGGGGGGGGGGCGGGGGGGAGAGGAGGAAGGAAGUAGAGAACAAGGAAUCCUCACAACUCAGCAGGUGAGUUGUUAUAUUAAUAGUCGUACCUGUUUGCCUGCCUGCUUGCCUUCCCACUCAGAAAGGAAUGCUGCAACCAUUUUCAACCUGCUGUGAGAAUAAGCUCUUUGCCUCACUUACCCAUUCUCACCCCCUUAAUUCACAAUAAUUUAUCACAGGUGGGGAGAAUUAACUUGUAGAUAAUUGAUCUGGAGUCGCAUGGCUGCUAAGUAUUUUUACUUUAAAUAGAUAAACAGUUGCAAUUGAAUAAAUGCAUUAAUUUCUUCCUGCCAGGCUGUACUUGAGAAAAGGUCGGGGUGAAACUAGAAUAUGCAAAAUCUAUGAUUCGCCUUGCCUCCCUGAAGCAGAAGCCAUGUUUGCUAUUAAUCCUGAUGGAAUAGGAGAUGCUAAAGACUGAAGAAUACCAUAUUUCAAUUUGCAAGAAGAGAGUGGUCAAAAAAGGCUCUCCUUUUCAUAUGAUCCUUCAAGAUGAUUCUUCCACCAUAGCUUUAGGCUUCAGACUGCCAGAGAAAGCUUCCAUACACUAUACCUGGACUGACUACUCCUGCUGGUGUUGCUGCAACUAGUUGCAAAACAAACCUCAAGGACUGUUUGUCCUGCUGACCCACAUCUGAUGUUUGUCGGCGUGGUGGAUCCUUCCAUUGUUUAAUACAGUAAUGUGGUGAGAAACAACUUAAACAUUUACAAAAUGUGUGCAAAGCUUAUGGAUACAGAAAGUAUGAAAUACUGAACAUUUCCUGGUUAUAGUGACUGAUGCCAAAGCAGAAUGGAACAAGUAUGUUCAGUAAAGGAGAUUUGCUUAUCCUAAAAUUCAGGCAGCUGCCAGUUCAGAUUAGAGGCUUUUUAAUAAAGGCAUUAGCAGAGAACCUGUUUGAACUGAUAGCUCUACAUCUUUAGAACAGAAACUGAAAUUAACUUUUUUUAUUACUCUGUUUGCACUGCUGUAAAUUGAGAUGUUAUUUGCAUCAACCCAGAAAAGCUUGGCAUCUUUCUAUGUAACAGCGUUGCUGAGAUGUGCUCUGCAUCUUUAUCUUCUGCCUGUAAAUACUUUCUAGACAAUUUGAUUUAAUUAAAGUUAAUCAUACACAUCUAACAGUUUGG
Molecule: messenger RNA, 10989 nt
Organism: Podarcis lilfordi (Lilford's wall lizard)
Lineage: Eukaryota; Metazoa; Chordata; Lepidosauria; Squamata; Lacertidae
Source: the annotation of a GenBank genome assembly